Trypanosoma rangeli is the source of this 1386-nucleotide messenger RNA. RefSeq lists its product as uncharacterized. The coding region runs from base 1 to 1386 and encodes 461 amino acids. The transcript has a single exon. NCBI's taxonomy places the organism in Eukaryota, Euglenozoa, Kinetoplastea, Trypanosomatida, Trypanosomatidae. The record is from RefSeq and is a predicted model, not a curated record.
AUGGGGCACACAUGCUCAAAGACGGCGAAUGCGGCAGCGUUGGAACAACGACGGAUCGACCGAGAGAGGCGUCUUGGUCUUGUAUCAGUAUCUAAGCCAAAUCAAAAAUGUCGGUUUUCGUCAGAACCACGAGAAAAUCUGAGCCUGAAUAUGAGCCAAAAACAUGCUCCUAUUGGGCAAAAAACUGCUCCCUUAUUGGGUACCAAGCCUGUGGCAUCGCAUAUGCAGCUUUAUCGAGGUUUUGAUAGUAACAAACCUCCAGUUACUCGUACAUUACAAAAUGUUGCUGCACGUUCGAACCCUCAAUUAAUGCCUUUAGGUUCAAAUAUGCGUUCGCCUACACCAUCGUCAAUGUAUUCGCCAACAAGAGCCAAUCGUCAGCCGAUCAGCAGCAUGGGAAAAACGGCAUCUAAAAGAUUUGAUUGGGCGAAACAACGCGAGAAUGUACAAAGGAACCGUAGCGUUAGGAUGCAUCAAGCUGCUAUGAAGGAGGAUGCAAAGGUUAUUAUCACGUCAACUAUAAAACCUAUAGUGAGAUUGGCCUUGAAUCUACUAUGUGCAGAAGAGAUACAGUGCCGGGCAGAAAUUUCAACUGAGGCGAUGACAAAAUUUAAGAGUUUGGAAGACAAAAUUGCCUCUAUUAUUGAUUUAGAGGCCAUUCGCUUGUCAGGAUUGGAACUUCUCGAAUUGAAAUAUAAAUCACGUGAAGCUGUUGUUGAACAGGAAGUGGGGGAACGGCGCCUGUUGCGUUUUUGGAUGAAACAAACCCUCGAAGAGGAUAGAUUAAAAGAUCUUAUCGAUGCGACACAGAGGCGUCAUAACGCUUCCGUGUCUUCUUUUUCUUCUUUAAAUCCUGGAUCCAGAGUUUCCGCGUCGCAUGGUCGACCAAGCGCGCAGGCAAUCGAAAUGCGGCGAAAGUCACCUGUGGAGCAUACUGUCUAUCGCGACCGUGAAAGUAAAGACGCAACAACGGGAAAAUUGCCACUCAAGAAAGCGCUUAAUGAUUUAACGCCCGAUUUUCGGCGUGCUACUUCCAUUGAAGAAGACAUACAAAGUGACGAACUUAACCGAAAAAUAGGACGACAAAUGUGUUUGAUGCGUCAGACUAUCCCUUCAUAUUCACCCAAAAGUAUUUAUCUCGUGCCUGAUGCAUCUUCUAAUAAUCUUUAUUUGGGUAAAGAGUGUCCCGAAUCAGAAUUUCGUUCAUCAGAACAAAUUUCGCCGCGCCUGUGGUCAAAACUUCCGGAGGUGGAGCGCUCUGUAUCAUCUUAUAGAUCUACCUUUAUGGACCCAUUCAAGACUCCUCGAGGCAGAACACCUGUAGAAUUAAAAAAUGAGAGUGAUUUGGCGAUGAAGAAGAGACUUGCAGCCCUUCUGAUGGUGUAG